ACACACAAAGCUGAGCCCAUUUUCUGAAAAGCUGUUGAUAAACAGCUGUGUCAUUUUUUUUUCAACCUCUGUGCUGCUGUUAAUUCUUCUAUUAUCAGGCUGGAAAUGUGUUUUCUCUCUUGAUCAUGAGGGGAUCAGGUGUCAGGGACAAACUUUAGAAUUUCUCCUGUUAAUAUGGUCGGCUGUUUCUCUCAUGUGAGAAAUGUCAGCUGCUCCUCAUGGACUUGGACACAAAAUGUAUCAACGAUACCUCACUCCCCGAGUGCUAUGAGGAGUCAUCAGGUCCACUUGCUGUGAUCAUCAUCCCUUCUCUCUUAGCCUUCAGCUCUGUUUUAGUGGUGGCUCUGAUCUUCUACAGUCUCCACAAGAACAAACAAAGAGGACAGAGCACCUCGUGUCAUUUUACAAAUGGCCAGCAGAGUGUAACCCUGACCGCAGCCUCUGUAAGCACUCCAAAGGUCCAGCAGGCUUUGUAUCCCUGGGAAAUUCCUCAGGAGUGUGUUCUUGAGGGCCUAGAGUUUUGGCAGACAGGUCGCUAUGGCCCCAUUUGUAAAGGUCUGCUAAAGAAGAAAGACUGUCCCUCCUCUGCUGUGGUGGUGAAGUGCCUUCGAGAUGGCCCCAACCAGCCUGAAGCGAAGGAGUUUGUGGAGUGGCUCCUGUUCCAUGCCACAGUGUGUAAACACCAGAAUGUGGUGCAGAUGUUGUACUGUCAGACCAAGCAUCUGCCCAUGUAUCUGGUCUUAAAUGCCUACAGCCCAGGGAACCUCCUCCACUUCCUCUGGACGCUCAGAAAUAAGAAUUCAGACUCUGACGCAGAUCCAUUGCAGAAUUUCUCUGAGAAGUCAGUGUUUCUGAUGGCAAAGCAAGUUGCAGCUGGCCUGGAUUACCUGAUGUCAGAACACAGGCUGGUGCAUGGGGAUGUUGCUGCCAGGAACAUCUUAAUUGGCCCAGGCCUCUCAGCUCGGGUGUCUGGACUGGGUGUAGCAUUUGGAGGACGCAGGAUGGAUUCAGCAUUUAGGCAGAGGGCAACAGAGGUGCCUCUCAAAUGGCAGGCUCCAGAGAGGAUUAUGAUGCAGCUCAUUAUCGACAGGAGUGACGUGUGGUCAUUUGGAAUCUUACUCUAUGAGCUGGUUACCUUAGGCUCUCCUCCAUACCCUGAGUUAGAGCCUCUGUCAGUCCUUCCAAAGCUACAAGGGUCUUAUCGAAUGAAGAGACCAGGGAAUUGUGGAGGACCUUUGUAUGAUCUGAUGAAGUACUGUUGGAUGUGGAAUUUCAAAGACCGACCGACUUUCUCAGCCAUCAUCAAGCUGUUGGACUCCUCACUGCACCUAGCAGCUCUUAAACCUCUUCAUGUUCGUGAGGUCAUAGACAUAUUUGAGUAUAACAGGAAGGCAGGGCUGCUCUCCUAAACUCAUGUACUAUCAAAUAUGACAACAACCGAUAAAAGGAACUUAAACAUAUAAAGUCUGAUUAUCUCUCAGGCUGCAAAGUAGCAUCCUCUGAGUACUGUUGAAUGUCUUCCAUUAAAGUUGUACAUUGGUAACAAAUAACCGCCAAAUGUUGAUAAAGUAACAACACCGAAACAAGUUGUUUUCUUUUUAUAUUUAUUGUCAAAAUGUACAGACUGAUGCACAGAUCUUAUAUUCUUUUUUUUUAUUAUCAUUGGGCAGAGUACAGUUUUUGUAUCUAUAAUGCUCUGGGCAUGCAUACAUUACUGUGAAUUUACAGUUUGAAAACCAAAACACCCACACAGGAAAGCUGAAUGCACUACUGAAUGUCCAAGAGUAGAUUUGUAUUUGUGUUCAAUCUGUGUAUGCACUUUAUACUGUUUUUUUUCCUCACAACGUCGGUUACCAUAAACCAAAGUAGGUUUAAAUCAAUAUCUGAAUCAGAGGACGUGAUCUUUUGUAUUAGUAUUUUUAUAACAGAGGACUUGAUUUAUGAAAUCCUGCUCCGUCUUCUCAGUUUUCCCUCAGAAAACUCUGUUAUGGAGAUAACUCAUAAAGUGUUAACACUAUGAGUUAUGGUUUAUACAAGGUUCAAAUCAUUAAAAUGAGGUGAGUGUGAACAA
Seriola aureovittata is the source of this 2071-nucleotide messenger RNA. RefSeq names its product tyrosine-protein kinase STYK1. The transcript has 10 exons. Lineage: Eukaryota; Metazoa; Chordata; Actinopteri; Carangiformes; Carangidae. Gene Ontology annotation, cellular component: signaling receptor complex. The record is from RefSeq and is a predicted model, not a curated record. The coding region runs from base 219 to 1409 and encodes 396 amino acids. Gene Ontology annotation, molecular function: transmembrane receptor protein tyrosine kinase activity; ATP binding. Gene Ontology annotation, biological process: cell surface receptor protein tyrosine kinase signaling pathway; positive regulation of kinase activity; multicellular organism development.